UCCACCCCUUGCGUGUGUCGGGCGCAACACACCCGAGUUACUGACCGAUUCGGCCUCUCCUUUCUUGAAGUCUUGACUCAUAUCCUUCCCUCUCUCUCCGAUGUUUCGUUGGCCAGCCACCCUCGACGCCUCUCCCAUCUUUUCCACGAACAAGUUCGGCUCGGUGUCCCGUCUUCGCGAUGCGUUUGCCGCUGAGCUCGUCUCGCACUUGAGACAAUAUGGAUUUGCACGUGUACGCAAUCACGGCGUCGCCCCCUCUACUAUCGCAGCCUUGUUUAGAUAUCAGCGCGACUUCUUCCGUCUUCCGCUUCCCGCGAAACUCAGCGUCCGCCAUGGCGGGGGCGCGUCGCCGGCGAGGGGCUACUCGCCGUGGGCGUAUGAGAAGACAGCCAUACUAAGGCCCGACCUUCACGCUUUGCCAGCCCUUAAUACCUCCAAAGGCAAUGCUUCAUUGUCUGCCCCUCGCUCAAACACCCCCACGGGCCUAGACGGGACAGCUCCCAAAACCCUGCUCGACGCAAGGGAGCAAUUCGCGAUUGGCCCCCCAGACGACGCCGAAUUUCCCACGCCCCAGCUCGCCGAGGACCUCCUGCCGGGAUUUAACGGAACUGCGAGGAAUGCCUACAUUGAAACCCGAGCGACCUGCCGCGCCCUAGUCGCAGCCAUCGAGUCGGGCCUGGGCGCGCCCGCCGACUCCAUCAGCGACGUAGCCGCCGGCGGCGCCGGGGCCGAGCUGAACCUGAACUUCUACCCGGAGGUCGAGCGAGGCGCCCUCGAGGCCGGCGACGGCGACGGCGUGGCCAUGCGGCGCAUCUGGCCGCACUCGGACCUCGGCAUCGUCAGCGCCCUCUUCCCGGACGGCGUCGGCGCGAGCGGGCUCGAGCUGGAGGUGCGGGUGCCUCUCGACAGCCCCGCCUUCGCGCCCUUGCCCAUCGACGCCGAGGGCGACGUUGUCCUCCUCGUGUCCGACACGCUCGAGCGCUGGACCAACGGCUACCUGCGCGCCGCCAUCCACCGCGUAGGCUUGCCGCCCGUCGCGCAGCGGCGGGAUGCGGCGUUGGGACCCGACGGGACCGCGCGCGUGCCCGAGAGGAGGUCGGCCGUCAUGUUUUUUCGGCCGCCGCCGACCGCGGACAUAGGCCCGCUGCCGCACUUUGUGUCAGCGGAGAACCCGGCCAGGUACGGGCAUGUGACUGCUGGCGAAUACCUGAAGCUUCACAACGAGAAGCUCUACUGAGACGUAGCUCUGAGUGGAGAUGAGACACCUUAUACGGAUGAGCGUAACAAUAGUCCUUUCUUAGGGCGUGCCUCGGAAAGGCACCUGGUUUUAUACCGUGAUUCCCCGAGUUCAAGACGUCGUAAAUCACGAUGGGUUCUACGCAAAGCCUCGCGAUUAUGCGAACCUGUACACUUCGACGUAUGCCUCGGCUCACGAUGAGUAUUGAUGUAUAAAAUUCUUAUAUAAUGAGACUAUUAAAAGCGUUAAAGUAGUAUCCGAGAGCCAUGAUUCCGG
Molecule: messenger RNA, 1513 nt
Organism: Durotheca rogersii
Lineage: Eukaryota; Fungi; Ascomycota; Sordariomycetes; Xylariales; Xylariaceae
Product: Clavaminate synthase-like protein
Exons: 2
Coding region: 101-1237 (378 amino acids)
Molecular function (GO): dioxygenase activity
Source: RefSeq, a predicted model, not a curated record